Ylistrum balloti is the source of this 3217-nucleotide messenger RNA. Its product is annotated as deoxyhypusine synthase-like. The record is from RefSeq and is a predicted model, not a curated record. The transcript has 10 exons. Gene Ontology annotation, biological process: peptidyl-hypusine biosynthetic process. NCBI's taxonomy places the organism in Eukaryota, Metazoa, Mollusca, Bivalvia, Pectinida, Pectinidae. Gene Ontology annotation, molecular function: deoxyhypusine synthase activity. Gene Ontology annotation, cellular component: cytoplasm. Bases 274 to 1395 code for a protein of 373 amino acids.
ACUCUAUGCAUUUCGCGACACAGUACAUCGACUGGUUGGAUGCAUUAUAUCAUCUGCUUAUAGUUCCUUAAAUAACUUUCAAUUUUGUAACACGCAACGAAAGGACUGUCAUCGAGCUGAACUUGUUAAUCAUACCUGUAAGACGAUGAGGCCCUAGCUGUACUAAAACAGAAAUUUUUUAAGCCAGAUCCAGAUUUAGAUAUAGCAUCACAGAGACACAAGCUACACCUUGACCCAUUUCCAACAGAAACCUCAGAGCAUUCAGCAACGGAGAUGUCGACGUUAGGAUCAGAUCAGGUUGCUGCGCCGCCUUCCAUGGCAACUGAUGCUGUGUUGGUCAAAUGUACACAACAAAUUCCAGAUUCUGUCCCUAAGGUCAAAGGUUACGAUUUUAACAAGGGUAUUAACUACCAUGAGCUCCUCCAGACAUAUGCUUGCUCAGGAUUUCAAGCCUCCAAUUUUGGAUUAGCUGUAAAAGAAAUUAAUAAGAUGAUUGAUAAGAAGAUGGAACCUAUUCCACUGGAUAGACAAGAGGAGAUCAACUUGAAUCCUGUAGGACGGAAAAGAUCCAACUGUACCAUCUUUCUUAGCUACACCUCCAACCUCAUAUCAUCAGGUGUCAGGGAGGUAUUCAAAUACCUUGUACAGAACAACAUGGUUGAUUGCAUAGUUACCACAGCUGGAGGAAUAGAAGAAGAUUUAAUCAAGUGUUUAGCUCCGACAUACAUAGGAGACUUUAGUCUCAAGGGUAAGGAGCUCAGAGAGAAAGGCAUCAACAGAAUUGGAAACUUGCUUGUACCUAACGACAAUUACGGCCUGUUUGAAGACUGGCUAAUGCCUAAACUGGAUGUCAUGUUGAAGGAACAACAAGAAGAGGGAACUUUGUGGUUUCCAUCCAAAUUUAUUGCUCGACUUGGCAAGGAGAUUGACAACCCAGAUUCUGUCUACUACUGGGCUUACAAGAACAACAUUCCUGUGUUUUGUCCAGCGAUCACUGAUGGAUCUAUCGGAGAUAUGCUUUACUUCCAUUCCUACAGAAAGCCGGGCCUAGUGAUAGAUCUCAUUGAAGAUAUCAGGAGAAUGAACAACCAGGCUGUUUAUUCUAUAAACACAGGAAUGAUCAUCCUUGGAGGAGGUCUCGUCAAACAUCACACCUGUAACGCUAACUUAAUGAGAAAUGGAGCCGAUUUCUCAGUGUAUAUAAAUACAGCCAAUGAGUUUGAUGGUAGUGAUGCUGGAGCCAGUCCUGAUGAGGCAGUGUCCUGGGGCAAGAUAAAGAAAGAUGCGACACCUGUUAAGCUCUGUGCUGAAGCUACUCUGGUGUUUCCACUGCUGGUCGCAGAGACAUUUGCACGCCGAGAGAAGGAGUACCAGUCUCUUCAUCAAAUGGACUAAAAGUGCUGGUGCUUGUUUAUGGCUGUCACUUUACAGACACAGAGACUUUGUCUGGAGAUUACACACAGUAUAUAUGUAUCAGCUGGUUUUGCCAUUUAAAUGAGAAACAUGUUUUACAUACAAAUUAUCAAGUAUGUGACAUUUAAGAUAUGAAACACGUUACAUGCAAGUUAAGAAUAUAGUAUGUAAAAUGUGAAACAUACCACUUACAAGUGAGCUAGGAUAUGGUAUGUAAAAUGUGAAACAUACCACUUACAAGUGAGUUAGGAUAUGGUAUGUAAAAUGUGAAACAUACCACUUAGGAUAUGGUAUGUAAAAUGUGAAACACACCACUUACAAGUGAGUUAGGAUAUGGUAUGUAAAAUGUGAAACAUACCACUUACAAGUGAGUUAGGAUAUGGUAUGUAAAAUGUGAAACACACCACUUACAAGUGAGUUAGGGUAUGGUAUGUAAAAUGUGAAACACACCACUAACAAGUGAGUUAGGAUAUAGUAUGUAAAAUGUGAAACACACCACUGACAAGUGAGUUAGGAUAUAGUAUGUAAAAUGUGAAACACACCACUUACAAGUGAGUUAGGAUAUAGUAUGUAAAAAGUGAAACAUGCUGUGCAAAAGUUAUUUAGAAUACUACAAAUUGACAUUGUGAUACUGAUGUUUCAACUGUUGCUCAGUGAAUAUGGAACAUUGUUGUUAUAUGUAUCAAUGACUUACUGCUAUACAAUGUACUGUUUGUAGACAAGAAUACUCUUUUUCAAGAUCUCCUGUGUUACAAAUUCUACCUUUAGAAUUCAUAUGCAGUCAAUUUUUAACAGCUUUCAAAAUGAAACUGAAUGUACGUUUUGCCUUAAUUACCCUGUGCGUGUCUGUGUUUUACACAUAUCAGAAUUUCAUUCAAUGAUUUAAGGUUCAGGAAAUAUAAAUGUAUUUUAUUCAAAACAAAUUUUAAAUAUCGAUUAAACAAAACGCUGCUACAUGUUAUCAUUUGCUACUUCAUUUUCCAUAAAAGGAGCCGAUUAUAUCUAUACAUGUAUUUUUUUUUAUUUCAAACUACGACAUUUAGCAAUUUUGUUGUUUGAUAUAAUCAUUGUUACUUCAUGUAUCAGUGAAGCAGUUCAUAUAUUAAUUGGGUGAUUUAAGGGGUAUAAUAUUUUAAUUGGGUGAUUUAAGGGGUAUAAUAUUUUAAUUGGGUGAUUUAAGGGGUAUAAUAUUUUAAUUGGGUGAUUUAAGGGGUAUAAUAUUGUAAUUGGGUGAUUUAAGGGGUAUAAUAUUGUAAUUGGGUGAUUUAAGGGGUAUGAUAUUUUAAUUGGGUGAUUUAAGGGGUAUGAUAUUUUAAUUGGGUGAUUUAAGGGGUAUAAUAUUUUAAUUGGGUGAUUUAAGGGGUAUAAUAUUUUAAUUGGGUGAUUUAAGGGGUAUAAUAUUUUAAUUGGGUGAUUUAAGGGGUAUAAUAUUUUAAUUGGGUGAUUUAAGGGGUAUAAUAUUGUAAUUGGGUGAUUUAAGGGGUAUGAUAUUUUAAUUAGGGUGAUUUAAGGGGUAAGAUAUCCAUUUGAUUAUAGCUCAUCAAAGAGAAUUUUCUCUUUGACUACAGAAAAUACUUUCACAUGCUACUAACUUACAUGAAUUUCUUGAUGGAAACAAAAUCACAAAUUAUACUACAUACAUGUGACAGAAAUUGAUGCAAACUUUGUUUUUAGUGUGGUGAACAGCAAUUGAUGCUAACUUUGUUUUUAGUGUGGUGAACAGAAAUUGAUAUGAACUUUUGUUAUAUAUGAAUAUUGCAAAAGAUUUAAUUACACAAUAAAGUUGGUUUACAGAAUUCAAAAA